CUGUCCUAUCAAAGGUUUUGAACGCGUCUGACCUUUUCUCAAACCUGAACUAAUCUCACUCCCUCUAUAUAAUAAUCACACAUAACCCAUACAACCUUUCACCUGAGGUUGCUUUCAAUUAUCAUUUUCUAUCUAUAUAAUUCUUCCUCCAUUAGAACCAACCCAACAGCAAAGAAAGCAAGCAAACUGUUAUAUUCUCACUCUUUAAUAGUAACAAGAGUUGGCAAAACUAACUAAUUCAGCAGAAACGAAGAACAGAAGAAAAGGAAACAGAAGAUGAAGUUUGGGAAGGAGUUCAGGGCACAAAUGGUGCCAGAAUGGCAAGAUGCGUACGUGGACUAUGAUUUUCUCAAGACCCUUUUGAAAGAAAUUCAGAGAUUCAAGAUAAGGAACAAGCCACCGCAGCCCACCACAUCAUCUGGUGGUCUAAAGAGAAAGCUCACCCUGUACAGAGCUUUCAGUGGUCUGAUACAGAAGAAUAACAAUUACAGCCCAAGAGUAAGCCCUUCUUCUUCUUCAGAUGCUGAUCUUGAAAGCCAAGCCAUUUUGGUCAACACAGUGAGCCGCGAUGGCUCUCAAAGCUAUGAAACUACUUUCCUUAUGUCUUCUGAUGAAGGAGGAGAGUAUGAGCUUGUUUACUUCAGAAGGCUUGAUGAAGAGUUCAAUAAGGUGGAGAAGUUUUAUAAAGCUAAAGUUGAUGAGGUUUUGAAAGAAGCUUCUAUGUUGAAUAAGCAAAUGGACGCUUUGAUUGCGUUUAGGAUCAAAGUUGAGAAUCCUACUGGCUGGAAUGAUAGGUCCGCUGAUAUGACUCGCCUUGCUUCGGAUGUUGCUGCGUCGGCUGCUGCAUUGGCUGCUUCCACUCCUUCUGGAGCUAGAGCAAGCAGAAGAGUUCAUUUAAUGGAUGUGAUCGAAGAAGCAUCAAGCCGGCACGAGAAAUCAGAUGAGUCUAGUCAUAAUAAUAGAGCUGAGGAGGAGGAGGAGGAUGAUGGAGAUGGAAUUAUCCCAAAGGUAGAAGCAGAGAAGCCAAAGAUGAUUAGAAGCAAUAUUAGACCAGCUCCAUUGGAGAUAUUAAAUCGUGUAAAGAUUAACAACACACUGGAGACUCCCAGAUCUACCAUUAAAGGCGUCCUCAAAGUUCCUCAGCAUACAGAAUUGAAAUUCACAAGGGAAAAUCUUCGAAAGGUUGAGGAGCAACUCAAGCGUGCUUUUGUCGCAUUUUACCAGAAGCUUCGCCUUCUCAAGAGUUUCAGCUUCUUGAAUACCUUGGCAUUUUCCAAAAUCAUGAAGAAGUAUGACAAGAUUACUUCAAGAAAUGCAUCAAAAGCUUACAUGAAAAUGGUAGAUAAUUCCUGUCUUGGAAGCUCUGAUGAGAUAACCAAACUCAUGGAAAGGACUGAGGCCACAUUUAUUAAGCAUUUCUCAAACGCGAAUCGCAGCAAGGGGAUGAGCGUAUUAAGACCAAAAGCUAAAAGAGAAAGACACAGAACAACAUUUUCAACGGGUUUCUUCUCUGGCUGCACAAUAGCUCUGAUAAUAGCCCUUAUUUUUGUAAUUCGUAUCCGCCAUAUCGAUAUGGAUGACCCAGAGGGAGAAAAAUAUAUGAUAACCCUGUUUCCACUUUAUAGCUUGUUUGGAUUCAUUGUCCUGCACUUGCUUAUGUAUGCUGCCGAUAUAUACUUCUGGAGGCGAUAUCGAGUUAAUUAUUCCUUCAUAUUUGGUUUCAAACAAGGAACAGAAUUAGGGUAUCGACAAGUUCUUCUUCUCGGUUUCGGUAUAGCAACACUAGCUCUGGUCUCUGUGCUAUCAAAUCUUGACAUGGAGAUGGACCCUAAAACAAAGGAUUACAAGCCAUUAACCGAACUUCUUCCUAUGUUCCUCGUUAUAUUUCUACUGGUCCUAUUGAUCUUGCCACUCAAUGUUCUGUACCGCCCAGCUCGAUUCUUCUUCCUCACAUGCGUCUUUCACUGCAUUGCCGCUCCUCUCUACAAGGUUACGCUUCCGGAUUUCUUCUUGGCAGAUCAAAUGACUAGCCAGGUUCAAGCCAUCAGAAGUUUGGAGUUCUAUAUCUGCUACUAUGGUGGGGGAGACUAUAAGGUCAGAGAAAACACUUGUAAAACAAGUGAUGUUUUCAACACCUUCUACUUCCUUGUUGCCGCGAUUCCAUAUUGGGCUCGUCUUCUUCAGUGCCUUAGGCGCCUGUUCGAAGAAAAGGAUAUAAUGCAAGGAGUUAAUGGAGGAAAAUAUCUUAUAACAAUAGUAGCAGUUUCCUUAAGGACAGCUUACAGUCUAAAUAAAGGGUAUGCUUGGGGAGUAAUAGCAGUGAUUUUCUCAGUCUUAGCAGCACUGUUUGGUACAUAUUGGGAUCUCGUUUUCGACUGGGGACUUCUGCAGCGCAAUUCCAAGAACCGUUGGCUAAGAGACAAACUCCUUGUUCCUCGGAAAAGUGUAUACUAUGCAGCCAUGGUGGCGAAUGUCUUGUUGCGAUUUGCCUGGCUGCAAACUGUCCUGAACUUCAAGAUGUUUUCUUUACAUAAGGAAACGUUGAUCACCAUUGUUGCUAGCCUUGAGAUAAUUCGCCGUGGCAUCUGGAAUUUCUUCAGGUUGGAAAAUGAGCAUUUGAACAACGUAGGAAAGUACCGCGCGUUCAAGUCAGUGCCGCUACCUUUCAACUAUGACGAGGAUGAUGACAAAGAUGAAUAGACUUUUUAGCAAGAUUUAAUUGAUAACAAAAUCCAGAAAAAGAAUAAUAAUGAACACAGGAAGAAUUUUUGUAAAUGGUAUUUAUAAAAUUUUAAGGCUGGCCGAUUUUGUAACAAGCAAAUGAGAUGGUUUCGUUGGUUCAAGUUCACUGUAUCCCAGUUUUGUAAAUCUAUUGUAUUCUUUUUCUUUUUCUGUAAAUAUUAUUAAUUUGUAGGAACAUAAAAGUUUGAUUUAAUACAAUUACUCCUUAUUCUAAA
This is a messenger RNA of Ricinus communis (castor bean), 2957 nucleotides long. RefSeq names its product phosphate transporter PHO1 homolog 3. Gene Ontology annotation, cellular component: plasma membrane; cytoplasm; trans-Golgi network. NCBI's taxonomy places the organism in Eukaryota, Viridiplantae, Streptophyta, Magnoliopsida, Malpighiales, Euphorbiaceae. Gene Ontology annotation, biological process: phosphate ion transport; cellular response to phosphate starvation. The record is from RefSeq and is a predicted model, not a curated record. Bases 277 to 2700 code for a protein of 807 amino acids. The transcript has 11 exons. Gene Ontology annotation, molecular function: inositol hexakisphosphate binding.